Molecule: messenger RNA, 695 nt
Organism: Paralichthys olivaceus (Japanese flounder)
Lineage: Eukaryota; Metazoa; Chordata; Actinopteri; Pleuronectiformes; Paralichthyidae
Source: RefSeq, a predicted model, not a curated record
CUAUCGGAACCGAAGUCACUCAUUUCCUGUUCUUCGCGGGUAUUGACGUCAAGUGAGCGAUAUCAAGUUGACCAAGUCUUUCGACAUUUAGUUUUCUUUUAUAGUUAUCAGGAUGCAGAUCUGCAGCGUGUGCAGCGAGCACACACCAAAAUACAGAUGUCCAGCCUGCAAAAUAAGAUAUUGCUCCCUUGGCUGUUAUAAGCUACACAAAGUCGGAUUUAUUUUCUCCAUAGACACUUGCCUCCCUGUUGCUCAGCCUACACCCACUGAUCCUGAAGUGAGGGACACUGUGACCUCAGAGCCUUGGACGGUUGAUGAUCUUCUGCAUGAGGAGGACAUCAUUGACAAAGUGCCUCUGCAGAGACUCCAGGUGUUAGGUCAGUCUCAAGAGCUGCGAGAUCUCCUCUGCAACCCCCACCUGAGGCAGUUGCUACACUCUGUUGACAGCGCAGACAGCAAAGACGACGCUAUGAAGGCUGCAAUGCAGGAACCUCUGUUUGUUGAGUUUUCAGAUCGAUGCUUGAAAAUUGUAGAAAAUGAAGGAAAAUCAUCCACAUCAAAUGAUGCUGAUGAUUUCUAAAAUUGUGUGUGGAUUACUUAAGUGUCCAGUUCGUUGCCUUUUAUAUAAAAUUCAUGCCUUGUGAUGUUACCCUGUACAGUAUUCAACGUUUAAAUAAAAACACUUGCCAAGUCAA